Messenger RNA from Suillus plorans, 435 nucleotides. RefSeq lists its product as uncharacterized. The transcript has a single exon. Bases 40 to 285 code for a protein of 81 amino acids. The record is from RefSeq and is a predicted model, not a curated record. Lineage: Eukaryota; Fungi; Basidiomycota; Agaricomycetes; Boletales; Suillaceae.
CAUCCUAAACACUACACCUCAGUGAAGAAUAUCAUUAAGAUGACCAUGCUUAACAUCAACAAGCUUAGUAUCUAUGUUGUACUCCUGUCAGUAGCCUUCGCACAGAUCCUCGUGGUCAGUGCUGCCAGUAUUGCCGGUGCAGAGCACCGUGACGUGGGUUCCGACGAUUCAGUGGAUGGCAUUAGUGAGUGUAAUCCAGAUGAUUUUGUGGGGCAGGACUUACGAGCUUCUAGCAAUACACUAUCCUUACUGAAACCCAAAUACAGCUGGAGGGUUGAAAGUUGACGCAAAGGAGGACAGAUCAGCACAUGUGCACAUUGCAGGUGACAUCCGGGGGGGAGGGGUUUAUAUUGAAUGUACUAUAUGUUUCUCGAGAUCUCCUGUUAUUUUGUUCACUACCCAUGUACAGUGAUUCUGAUCGGUCCACUCAGCGGU